AUGUUCAGACUGCGGACUGUUGGAUUUGGUUGCGCGGGACCACUUUGUGUGAGUGGAGCGCGUCUAUUGUGGUGGGGGUACAAGGAACGUGACCUCCACCGACUUGCUCGUCAGCGUCCGUGGUGGGAGAACGCUGCAAUUUUUGCCGGGCUUCUCUGCUUUAUUCAGGUUACGAGUAUGUGCUAUUACUUUGGGAACCGCAUGUACCAAGCUUGGCGGCCAUCUGGUAACACUCUCUAUGUGAAUAAGGCGAUGGACACUAAGGUUUUCGCGCGUCCUGAUUUGUCCGUGGCAGCGGUGCGUAUGGUUAUUCAUUACGUGCUUUCAGGCACCCAAACACCAUUUGGAGCCCCCAUGGUGUAUCCGGAGUACAUGCGUCCAGAAGCGGAGGAACUGAUGAAAUUUAUUUUUGAUUUACACAGUGAGCAGCCCAUGUUCUCUAUUCCUGAUCUUUGGGCGAUGCUGUCGGCAAAGGCGCUCGCUCGCCUGGGAGGGCCGAAUAUUUCUGUACGUCGCGGGAGACCAGACCCCCCGGGCCAUUUGGCAGUUGAGCAGUUUCUCGUUGAGACUCCUUCCCUUGUUCCGGAAGGGAAACGCGAUGUACUCAAGAUGAAGCGAUUGCUUGCGGGGCAGGGAUUUUCCGUGGAGGAGAUUGUUGGCAUGAUUGGAGGUAUUCGAACAAUUGGCUUUCAUGAUAGUUCGGGGUUUCACACAAAAGAAGAAGUAAAGCCACAAAUACGUCGUCACCCGAGUCUGAUGGGACCCCAGGAGGACGUGUUUCAUCUUCCUGAGACGAUGGAAAAAUGCACUUUAGAUCCCUACGUGUUUGGUGGGGAAUAUUUUGAUCUUCUUUUGGAUUAUAACUGGAGGCAGCGAAGUCUUAUCGGUUGGCGGAGUGGACCCUUUCGCUGCGAUGAGAAGGAUCGUAAACGCGAGAUCACACUUCUGGAUCCAUUUUCAGAGCAGGCCGUAAUGAGGGAGCGGAAGCGUCUGCAGGCGCAAGAACAGGCACGGGAGGCGGUUGAGCGGGCGGCCCAAAAACGAGAACAGAUCACUCUACCUGAGGAAGAAAAGGCGGAAUCCGCAAUGGGACGUGUCGGCGAGGCGCAGUUUAUUCCUGGUGUGGAAAUGCAGGAAAGUGUGGAUGAUGACACGACGGAAGCUGUUGGUUCGUUGGUGGUGCCGGAGUUCAAGAGCCCCUGCUCAAGUGUUUCGAUGCGGGAGAUGGACAUGAUGUUGCUGGACGAUGCGCUCUUGACUGGGUGGCUGCACCGCUUUAGCACAAACGAGAUUCGUUUCUACACGGUCUUUGGCGAAGUCAUGGAGAAGAUCCAGAACCGAGGAUAUAAUCUCAACUCCCUUUACGUUCCGACGUGA
This is a messenger RNA of Trypanosoma cruzi, 1377 nucleotides long. RefSeq lists its product as uncharacterized. The record is from RefSeq and is a predicted model, not a curated record. Bases 1 to 1377 code for a protein of 458 amino acids. Gene Ontology annotation, biological process: hydrogen peroxide catabolic process; response to reactive oxygen species; cellular response to oxidative stress. Gene Ontology annotation, molecular function: heme binding; peroxidase activity. Lineage: Eukaryota; Euglenozoa; Kinetoplastea; Trypanosomatida; Trypanosomatidae. The transcript has a single exon.